GGCUUUUCAGGGGCUGCUUGCUUGCAGCCAGAGACGCUGCUUUUUUUUCCGGGUUCGGAGCCGUUCCGGAUGCUUUAGGCUGCCGGAUGUCUGAUCUCCGGAUAACUGAGGCGUUUCUGUACAUGGAUUAUCUGUGUUUUAGAGCACUCUGCUGCAAGGGACCACCACCUGCACGACCAGAAUAUGACCUGGUUUGCAUAGGCCUCACCGGUUCUGGCAAGACCAGUCUGUUGUCAAAGCUGUGCAGUGAAAGCCCUGAGAACGUCGUGUCAACCACAGGUUUUAGUAUAAAAGCAGUGCCAUUCCAGAAUGCCAUCUUGAAUGUAAAAGAACUUGGAGGUGCUGAUAAUAUUCGGAAAUACUGGAGCCGCUACUACCAAGGAUCUCAAGGGGUAAUAUUUGUAUUAGACAGUGCCUCUUCAGAAGAUGAUUUAGAAACUGCUAGAAAUGAACUGCACUCAGCUCUUCAGCAUCCACAGUUAUGCACUUUACCUUUUUUAAUAUUGGCCAAUCAUCAAGACAAGCCAGCUGCUCGCUCAGUGCAAGAGGUCAAAAAAUAUUUUGAACUUGAACCACUUGCACGUGGAAAACGCUGGAUUCUGCAGCCCUGCUCUCUGGACGACAUGGACACACUGAAAGACAGCUUCUCUCAGCUGAUAAAUUUGUUAGAAGAAAAAGACCACGAAGCUGUCAGAAUGUGAAAUCUGGCAAAGAAAACGGGUUCCCAAAAGGCCUUGAGCCUAUCGUGUUAGUUUCUCAUUUUUAAUUUUAUUUUGGUAUCAAGACUCUAAUGGCUUCAUUUUCUAUUUUUCUCUAGUUAACGCAGACUCUCAUCUCUCUAUUAAAGUGAAUAUUCUGUAAAUCAGGUGAAUUAUCAUCGGCAUUACCAUCAAGUACACACUACUGAGAGAGAAUUUAUUCUCUGUUUACCACUAAUUAUCUUCACCGCAUGUCUUUUCCUUCUGUUGUUCUAAGCAUCUCUUAUAUACUCUGUGCUAAAAUGGAUGGAAUCCAUGGCUCACGGAAAUCAAAUCCCUUAUGAAGGACUCCAAAAGACUCACAAGACCUUGACUAAUUGUCCCUGGGCUCGGGGGUGGGGCGUCCUGUGACUGGAGCGUCCCAAAGUAUGUGUAUCCUCCUCAAGAUCUCUUAGGGGGGUGUUAUUUUAUUUUAGCUUUUAGUUUUUUGUAUCCUCACCUUAUAGACUAUGAGACAGAAAUGAGCAGCAAAGAAUUCUUAUCAGGAAAGAAUAUCCUAUCCUAAUAGGAUUCACUUUGAAGAAUUUAGUGACAAGACAUAAUGUUCCCUUAUUGUGUCUGAAGAGUCUCAUUCCCCUUUUAACAGCAAAGACAUUGCUUUUGUUUUUUGAGAAGGGUUAGAGGAAAUAUAGGCACAACAUGUGCACCACUGAUUAGUGUUUGAUCAAGGCCUCAAGUAGUUUGUAAUGGAAAGAUUACCCUGCCUAAAGUCAGGCUGCAAUAUAAUAUAGGUACCUUUUGCUAAAAAUCCUGUGUUUGAUUGAAACAGAGAAAAUAAUUUUAAAAUCAUGGGAAAAAAAAUUUGAAAUAGCCAAACUAAGUAUACUUUAAACUGGAAUAGGGCUUGAACUGGCAUGGAUUGUGACAAAGACGUCAAAGACAGAAUAUCCUCUGUAUAUUUAUUCAUUAAGUGCUAAUGUAGUUUAAUGGAGUCUGUGAGUGCCUCCAUCUAGCAAUUAAAGGUCUAUCAGUAUUUCUAUUACAAACCUCUAUUUUCAGGGGUUUCAAUGUACCCUUAAAAAUGAGCUAGGGGACUGCAAUGAAUAAAUAAUUUUAGGGCCCAGAUUCAGUGUUUGGAGCUAAUAUUUUUUCAUUUAAUUUAAAUGAUAAAAUUACAUAGAGAUAAAUGUACAGUUUUACUAAGAGUUGAGGCCUUGACAUUUUC
Messenger RNA from Orycteropus afer afer, 1923 nucleotides. The record is from RefSeq and is a predicted model, not a curated record. Lineage: Eukaryota; Metazoa; Chordata; Mammalia; Tubulidentata; Orycteropodidae.